This is a messenger RNA of Pelobates cultripes (western spadefoot toad), 321 nucleotides long. NCBI's taxonomy places the organism in Eukaryota, Metazoa, Chordata, Amphibia, Anura, Pelobatidae. The record is from the annotation of a GenBank genome assembly.
AUGGCUGAAAAGCUGAAUUUCUUCAGCCAGAAAAACAGCCCUGGAGAACGGGCCUCGCAAGCUGAAAUCCAAGAUAGCACCAAUACACCAGACGUGGAUGACUCCUUGGCCGCUGAAUCAGUGACUCAAACCUACCUGACACAAGCCCUAGAAGUGCUAUCCAGCAAAUUGAUCUCAAGCUGGCAAUCCUCGUUCAACACCCUGAGGCACGAUAUCCAGGAUCUGGGGUCCAAAACAUCUCACAUGGAAAGCAAGCUAGACGAAUGUGCCAUGGCACACAACGAUCUAGCGACCCACGUGGAAGAGAGAGAGCAAAAAUAG